GUUUCCUGCAGGUUUUUCGGGAAUUUUACGAACAGUUACUGCGGGCUCCCAGAGUUAAGUGGUGCUCCUGGAUACGCCACAUUUUUUUUACCUGUUCUUUAGGUUUUUAAUUCCCUUCAAUCAUGUCCGACGACGAAGAAGUCUACUCUGAAGAAGAGGAGGAGGAAGAAGUUGUUGAAACAAAAACGACCACCACCACCACUACCAAAGUCGAAGAACAACCAUCAGGCGAUCCAGAAUUCAUCAAAAAGCAGGACCAGAAAAGAUCUGAUUUGGAUGAACAAUUGCGUGAAUACAUUCAAGAAUGGCGCAAACAACGUGCCAAGGAAGAGGACGAACUCAAAAGACUAAAGGAAAAGCAAGCCAAGAGGAAGGUCACUCGUGCCGAAGAAGAAAAGAAAUUGGCCGAACGCAAGAAGCAAGAAGAAGAACGUCGUCAACGUGAAAUUGAAGAGAAGAAACAAAAAGAUAUUGAAGAAAAGAGAUUGCGUCUUGAAGAAGCAGAAAAGAAACGUCAAGCCAUGUUGCAAGCCAUGAAUGCUUCCAACAAGAAGGGACCCAACUUUACUGUUAGCAAGAGGGAUCCCAAUGCCGCCAACCUUUCACCCGCUCAAGUCGAAAGGAACAAGACCAAAGAACAAUUGGAAGAAGAAAAGAAAAUUUCCCUUUCAAUUCGUAUCAAACCUUUGAACAUCGACGGAUUGAGCGUGGACAAAUUGAGAGAAAAGGCCUCCGAAUUGUGGGCAGCCAUCGUCAAGUUGGAAACUGAGAAAUACGAUUUGGAAGAAAGGCAAAAGCGUCAAGACUAUGAUCUUAAAGAAUUGAAAGAAAGACAGAAGCAACAAUUGAGGCACAAAGCCUUGAAGAAGGGUCUUGACCCUGAAGCCCUUACCGGCAAAUACCCACCUAUGAUUCAAGUAGCCUCCAAAUAUGAACGUCGUGUCGACACGAGGUCGUAUGGAGACAAGAAGAAACUCUUCGAAGGUGGAUAUGUAGAUACUGUUAAGGAAAAUUCUGAAAAGGUCUGGAAAGAAAGGUUCGGCCAGUUCGAUUCCAGACAAAAGGCCAGACUACCGAAAUGGUUCGGCGAACGUCCGGGCAAAAAGGCCGGCGAUCCAGAAACGCCCGAAGGUGAGGAAGAAAAACAAGUCGUAGACGACGACGACCUUAAAGAACCAACCUUCGAACCUGAACCGGAAGAGGAGGAAGAGGAAGAGGAGAUUGAAGAAGAGGAAGAAGAAGAGGACGAGGAGGAAGAAGAGGAAUAAAUGCGUCGUUCUAUAAAGAGGUAUUCACACAAGUUGUAUAAUAUAUAAUCCAUCAGAGCCAGAUCAACGGACGUUAAUAUAUUAAUUUUUAAGUUAUUUUAAUUUCCAACAAUUACCUAUAUUUACCUACUUUGUCUUAUAUGUUAAUUGAAUUAAAAUAUCUGUUUUGUUGAAAAUAAUAAUAAAGUUAUAUUUGUAAUUGUAUCUGCUCUAUUGGGAGUUUUAUUUAUUUUAUUCUUUAUAAUUUUUAUUUAUGCUGUAAGAUUUAAUAAAAACUUAUUUGAGAAUCA
Messenger RNA from Ceutorhynchus assimilis (cabbage seed weevil), 1558 nucleotides. The record is from the annotation of a GenBank genome assembly. Lineage: Eukaryota; Metazoa; Arthropoda; Insecta; Coleoptera; Curculionidae.